AGCAAGCCCAAGAUACACAAAUUUUGUAGAGAUCCACGAGAAAGCCCAAUGCCAGUAGCUAAAACAAAGUCCAGUGUAAAUGCAUCACAGGCAAAAGGAGAAGGGUCCUCAAACUCAAUGCAUCAUUCCCCAACUCAAUGGGUGGAAAAACAAGAAAAAGAAGAAGAAAACCCAGACCAAAGAAGUAGUAUUGUGUGGAAUGAUAACUCUGCGUUGGUUUUGGCAACAAAGUCAGGUUGCGUGGAGAUUGUGGAAGAAAUACUAAAAAUGUACCCUCAGGCUGUGGAGCAUAUUAACGCCAAGGGAAGGAAUGUGUUGCAUGUAGCCAUUAGGCACAGGCAAAUGAAGGUUUUAGACCAUUUGGAGAGGAUGGAAACACCGAUGAGGAGGCUUAUAAGGAAGAUUGACAAUCAAGGGAACUCUAUUCUACAUAUGGUUGGUAUGAAAACGAAAAAACAUAUGAAGGAGAAGACCCGAAGCCCUGCAAUCCAAUUGCAACAAGAGUUGCACCUGUUCGAGCGUGUGAAGGAAAUUUCAAAUGUGCAUUUCAUCAAACACUACAACUGUAAAUGGCAAACUGCAGGAGAGCUAUUCAUUACCAACAAUGAGGAGCUCCAUAAGGAAGCUAGAGAAUGGUUGAAGAGAACCUCUAAAAACUGCAUUAUUGUGGUGGUUCUCAUUGCCACUGUGGCCUUUGCGGCUGCCUAUACCAAUCCUGGUGGCACAAACCAGAGCACUGCCCUACCCGUUCUCCUUUACCAGCCAUUCUUUAUGGUCUUCACCCUCACUGAUGUCCUCUCCCUCACAUUCUCCAUGAGCUCAAUCAUCACCUUUCUCUCCAUCCUCACCUCUCCAUUUCGACUGCAAGAUUUCGAGCAAUCCCUCCCCCAUAAGCUAAUGUUGGGAUUCACGUUUCUAAUCCUCUCAUUGUCCAUGAUGAUGGUGCCAUUUGCAGCUACUAUCACCCUCAUGAUCAAUAAGGAAGAAAGAUGGACUAAAAUUGCACUGUAUUUAGUGGCAUUACUUCCCGUGACCAUCUUUGUGCUGUCCUAUCUUCCACCAUCUUUGUGCUGUCCUAUCUUCCACUCUACUUGUCCCUGACGAAAAUUUUCAUGUACAUGGUCAAGAAGAUUGUGGACGCUUGUCCUCGAUUCGAUCACAUACCUAUUCUAGAUUUGAUCUCCAACUUGUUCAAAUGUCGAGAACCCCAAUCUCUUGCAAUAUCCUCCAAAGCUCAUCAUGCUGAAAUCGACUCCACAAAACUUUCAUCAUCUCAAACCAGUCUCGUUUGAGAAAAAAAACCCAAGUGAAAUACCAUAUUAAUACCACACUUGCACAAUACUUUACCGAAAACACCAUUU
This is a messenger RNA of Malania oleifera, 1361 nucleotides long. RefSeq names its product ankyrin repeat-containing protein ITN1-like. Lineage: Eukaryota; Viridiplantae; Streptophyta; Magnoliopsida; Santalales; Ximeniaceae. The transcript has 2 exons. The record is from RefSeq and is a predicted model, not a curated record. The coding region runs from base 49 to 1101 and encodes 350 amino acids.